This is a messenger RNA of Carya illinoinensis, 3184 nucleotides long. Its product is annotated as mediator of RNA polymerase II transcription subunit 13-like. Gene Ontology annotation, biological process: regulation of transcription by RNA polymerase II. The record is from RefSeq and is a predicted model, not a curated record. The transcript has 7 exons. Gene Ontology annotation, cellular component: mediator complex. Bases 828 to 2912 code for a protein of 694 amino acids. Lineage: Eukaryota; Viridiplantae; Streptophyta; Magnoliopsida; Fagales; Juglandaceae. Gene Ontology annotation, molecular function: transcription coregulator activity.
GGAGUUGCAAAUGAUCAGAUUGGAUCCCAUUGGGAUUAUGAUGAUGAUGACAUAGCUAUGGUCAUGGAUAUCCAAACUCUUCUCUCUGAGUUUGGAGAUUUUGGGGAAUUCUUCGAAAAUGAUGCUUUGCCUUUUGGAGAGUUACCAGGAUGAUUGGCUUAAGACGUCUGCAAGCACCUGAAACUCUGGGAGAAGGCUCCUCUUGAACCAUAUUCUUUACAGAAACCUGUUACUUAUAAUGUUAUAUGUCCAGACAUUGAUCCAUUAACUUCUGCUGCUGCUGAUUAUUUCCAACGACUAGGAGCUGGUGAGUGCGUGGUGUUUUUAUGCUUCAAGUCCAGACAAACUGGUUCUUUAACUUGUGCAUGCAAAGGCAUAUAAGAGUUUUGCUGAAAAUAGGUUUUUAUUAUACCUUGGUUGCGACAAGCUAACUGGUAUUGGGUUGUUGCUGCGUGUAAUAAGUUGAUUAAAUAAAACUUAUUUUUGAUCAAAUGAGGAAAAAAGAAAAUAAUGUCUACCCUCUGUUUUCAAUGCCGCUUAUAUUGAAAGCAGCAUUAUCCUAUAUUAAUAUAAUGAUAGGAGAGUACUUAUAAAAAAAAUAUGAUGAUAGGAGUUGCUCUUAGAUAAAAGGCCUUGUUAUCUACGCUACCUGGAAUCUGGGUUACAUUAAAAUGUAAUGCGUUUCUGGACUUUUAGUUCCUUCAUGAAAUAUAUGCUUUACUAUAUGUUAUUUAUACGUACCAGAUGUUCAUCCUUUCAUUCAGAAUACGUGCUUAUUUUUCGACUUACUGAUGUCAUUUUCCUAUGUCUCUUAAAAGAGAAGACUAAUGGAUUAUUUCUGCAUUUUCUCUACAUAUUUUAUGUUUCUUACAGUCUAUGAGACAUGUAAACUGGGUAGUCAUUCACCACAAAUUUUGGGAGACCAAAUGGAAAUAGAUUCUGCAAAAUGGUCAUCUUCUGGUUUUGUUCUACUUGAUUGUCCUCAGUCAAUGAGGAUAGAAAGCAGUAGCGCAUCUCUCAUGGGCUCAAUAAGCAAUUAUUUUCUCUCUCUUUCCAAUGAUUGGGACUUGAUGAGCUACCUUAAGUCCCUUUCAAAGGCACUAAAAGGCUUGAAACUUAGUCCAUACUCAUCCACAAACCCAAGAGAUGGAAGCUGGGGUCCUUGUAUGGUAAUAUAUGUAGUGUGCUCCUUCCCUGACCCUACUGCAGUUCUACAAACUGUCGUUGAGUCUUCUGUUGCUGUUGGAUCGAUGAUUCUCCAAUCAGACAGGGAGAUCUAUAUUGCACGGUCAGGGAUGUUGAAGGACUGUGUAGGUCCUAGAAUUGAUGUGCAUUCCCUUUCCAGAGAGGGUGACAUUGAUGCUAACCUGAGGACUAGUGCUUGGGAUAAUUCUUGGCAGACAACAAGGACUGGAGGAUUAAGUUGUGAGUCAGUUAGAAGGGGGUAUUUUCAAGAUGAAAUUCAUUACAUGUUUGAACCUCUUUUUAUUCUUGCUGAACCUGGUUCUAUAGAACAUGGGAUUUCACCCGCAAUUUCUGGUAAUAUGGUGUCAGAACCUGCAAAGCCAUUGUCUGAUGAUAGCAGUGGAGGCUUUAUGCAGGGUUUAAGUUCAGCAGGAAGUGCCAACGCUGGAUCAUGCUCCCAACUUGAUGGAUCUGAAACUUAUGGCUUUGGGUUUAGCCAACAAAAGACCCCUCCAAGUCUACAUUGUUGUUAUGGGUGGACAGAGGAUUGGCGUUGGCUAGUAUGCAUCUGGACCGAUUCAAGGGGAGAAUUGCUUGACAGCCAUGUAUUCCCCUUUGGUGGAAUCAGCAGCAGGCAGGACACUAAGGGUUUGCAAUGCCUUUUCGUUCAAGUUCUGCAGCAAGGCUGUCAGAUACUUCAGGCAUGCUCUUCUCCUGAUAUUGGUGUUGCCAAGCCUAGAGAUUUUGUGAUUGUGCGCAUUGGGAGUUUCUUUGAACUCGAACACCUAGAGUGGCAAAAUGCCAUUAAUUCAAUUGGAGGUUCUGAGGUGAAAAAAUGGCCCCUGCAACUUCAACGAUCUUUGCGUGAUGGAAUUCCUGCAAGCAGUAAUAGUACUUCCUUAGAGCAACAGGAGUGGAGUUUGAUUCAAGAGACCCUACCUUAUGCUAAAGCUUCUGGCUUUAUUAAAGGCGAUUUAGGAAAACCUGCUGCAAGAAAGAAGCCUAUGGGUGGGCAGACACUGGUUGACUGCUCAAGGGGCUUGCUUAAGUGGGUGCAGAGCAUUAGUUUUGUUGCAAUUUCAGUUGACCAUUCUUUAAAUCUAGUUUCUCAAGCAGAUUCAUCAUCUCCCGAAGGUACUCAAGGUGGCGUUGGCAUGGGGCCAUCAGGCUAUUCUGUACAGUCCCUUGGUUCUACAUUUGCUUCAUACAUUCUGAUCCCAUCACCCAGCAUGCACUCUCUCCCUGCAACACCUCUACAGCUCCCAGCGUGUCUCACUACAGAAUCACCUCCCCUGGCCCAUCUCCUGCACAGCAAGGGCCCUGCAAUUCCACUUUCCACUGGUUUUGUAGCUUCAAAAGCAGUACCUUCCAUGAGGAAAGACUAUAGAAGCAACUUGAAAGAAGAAUGGCCAUCAGUUCUUUGUAUCAACCUUAUUGAUUAUUACGGAGGCACUCGCAUUAUCCAAGGCAUGUUUGUUGGAGGUGUUAAUAAACAGGACGGUAGGAGUUUAAGCACUGAGGCUAAAGAUUUCGAAAUUGAGACCCAUUUAGUUCUUGAGUCUGUUGCUGCAGAGCUUCAUGCACUAUCUUGGAUGACUGUUAGUCCAGCAUACUUAGAGCGACAGACUGCACUGCCGAUCCAUUGUGACAUGGUUUUAAGACUGAGAAGGCUACUUCAGUUUGUUGAUAAAGAGCUCUCUCGGCAGCCGAAGAAGUUGCAUCUGUAAGUUAAAACAUUAUCAAAGUAAGAGAUGACUUUUUAGGCUUAUUUUUAGCGGAGACUUUUAUAGUUUUAUAGAGAGAUGAAUUCAAAACAAGCAUUGAAUCGGCUGGGCUAUAGUCCGUCUGGUGUUGUAUUUCAAUGCACAAGAUUAUAGCAUGUAAUCUGUGUAUGUUAUCUUUGCCCACUGAUCCCGGUGUUCAUAAAAAUUCAAAGGUGAUUAGAAAAAUUUCAGUUUGUGGCUAUUUUUAAGUUGAAAAGUUUGAAGAUAUUCAGUAA